UUCGGCGAGGGCGCGGCCUCUGGGAGGGGGGCGCACGACGCGCAUCCCCCGCGCUCGCCCGGGCCACUCGGGAGCCUCGCGGCAGCCCGGUGCCCCACUUGGCCAUCCGCUCCGUGCUUCUUCUUUGCGCCCGCCUCCUCUUGUCACCUCCCGUCUCACCCUUCUCGCUUCGUCCCCGCCGCAUACAUCGACAUCCGAGUACCUCAGAGAGCCGGAGGUGGUGCGCGGGGCUGCAGGGCGCGCCCUCAAGCGGUCCCCAGCUCGACAUUGGGGGGCACGGGCAACAGCAUGGACACCAAGCGCUGCUUCGCAAACCGCUUCGAUGACUACCAGGGCAGCCUGCUGGCGGGCCAGUGCGAGGAGGCGGUGGCGCCCUUGGUCACCGCCACCAUCGAGCGCAUCCUCCAGGAGCUGCCCCCACUUGGGGGCGGCGCUGAGGCCCGGGGGGCGACGGCCGGGGCCAGCGUCUGCCAGGGUGGGCUGUACAGCGGCGUGGCCGGGGUGGCCUACAUGCUCUACCACGUCUCCCAGAGCCCCCUCUUCGCCGCGGCCCGGGAGCGCUACUUGCGCUCCGCCAAGCGCCUCAUAGACGCGUGCGCCCGCGCCGAGGAGUGGGGCGAGCAGGACGCCGACACCCGCGCCGCCUUCCUACUCGGGGGCGCGGGCGUGUACGCUGUGGCCACGCUGGUGUACCACGCCCUGGGCCGGUCCGACUACGUGCAACCGCUGGGCAAGUUCCGGGCUCUGUGCGCCGUCUGCGCGCCCGUCUCCUUCCUGGAGUGCGGCUCCGACGAGCUGUUCGUGGGCCGCGCGGGCUACCUGUGUGCCGCGCUGGUGCUCAAGCAGAAACUCGCCCAGGAGGUACUGACCCCGGCACAGAUCAAAUCACUUUGCCAGGCAAUUCUGGACUCAGGGAAGCAAUAUGCUACGAAGAAGAGGAAACCAUUCCCCCUGAUGUAUUCUUACUAUGGAACUGAAUACUUGGGGGCAGCUCAUGGCCUGUCAUCCAUUCUCCAGAUGCUUCUUUCUUACCAUGAGCACCUCAAGCCCUCAGAUCGGGAGCUGGUGUGGCAGAGUGUGGACUUCCUCAUGGAACAGGAACAGAAUUGCAACUGGCCACCUGAGCUCGGCGAGACUAUCGAGAGAGAGAAUGAGUUGGUCCACUGGUGCCACGGUGCUCCAGGAAUUGCCUAUUUGUUUGCCAAAGCUUAUCUGGUUUCCAAGAAACCACAGUACCUGGACACAUGUAUCCGUUGUGGGGAGCUCACGUGGCAGAAGGGCCUGCUGAAGAAGGGGCCAGGGAUUUGCCAUGGUGUAGCUGGCAGUGCCUAUGUGUUCCUGCUGCUGUAUCGGCUGACUGGAAACUCAAAAUACAUAUACCGUGCCCAAAGGUUUGCUCAAUUCUUAUUUACCGAGGAAUUCAAGGCCGGGUCACGGGUCCUUGAAAGUAUAUACAGCUUGUACGAAGGCUUCUCCGGGACCGUGUGCUUUCUGAUCGACCUGCUGCAGCCCAAUCAGGCUGAAUUCCCUCUCUUCAGCGUCUUUGUUUAAAAGGUUCCAUCUCCCACUGUGGCCCUGCAGAAGUCCCCUGAGAUUUCCUGAGCCUGCCAAGGCAGUUUCCACAUAAGCCACAUUCAAUGGUAUCACGACCAUGAGCCUUAACAUUGCCGCCAGAAGGAUGGGAGCAGGCAGGGAAGACAGCAUGAUAGCAGACUGCCAAAUAAGACACCACAAUUCAUCUAAAAACUGUAGCGAAUGUAUGUUUCAGGGAAUAGGUGUAAAACCAGAGAUCAAAGGGAAAGGGAAAAAGAAAUGAUCUAUUUUUCAGUUGAUGACACAAAACAAAACUGAAAAGGGGACUAUGGCAAUAAAAUAUUAGUACCUUCCCAAUUGGAGAGAGAAUCUGGCCCUCUGUGGGUGCUUUCCACCCCUAAAUUCAGAAGUAUAGACAAUCAAAAAUUAAUUUGCCCUGCUGAAAACUGUUAGCAGGGAUGAAGUGUCAGGAUGAAGGACAUAAAAGAAAACCUUUGAUUGUCCUAAGCCUUUACUUAUUGAAAUUCAUGAUUUUUACUGAAUGGAGAUAUUUGCAUAUGAAUAUUUUUUAAUCAUUGCCCUGAGCACUUUAAAGACAUCAUAUCAUAACUUAAACACUGAAAUUCCACAUUUCCUUAGGCCUUAGAAUAUCUUUUUUCCUAGUUCCUUUUUCUUUCCUAAAGCUCAAUUAGAAUAGUAAAAUUCAGGCAGGGCUGGGGAUGUAACUUGGUGGUGGAAUGCAUGCUCAGCUUGCACAAGGCCCUGGGUUCCAUCCCCAGAACCACAAAUAAAAAUGAAGAAAAACUCAUAGUCUAGCAAAUUGUAGCAAGCGUUACUGUCAAGUAUUUUUCUGAAUUUCAAGUGUGAGCUGUAUAUUGUCUGUUUUUGGUAAUUUUUAAAAUGCCUUUAUGUAUGUAAUCUCUAUAAAGCUAUUAGUCAAACUGUAAAAUUUGCUCUUGGUAAAAAUCACUCAUCUCAAAGAUCAGGGUAACCACUACAAAGGUGUGUCAUUUCUGCCUUUGGUGUAAUACUCUGUCCCUUGGGACAGACAGACACAGGCUGAGAAAGGCACCAGUUGAUUGUGGAAGGAAUGUUGCUCAAUUUUAUACUAUUAGUUUAAGAGAUGAGUGAACUCCCUGGCUGGUCACCUUACCUUCCAAGACACAGGGUCCACUAGAAAUUGGUUACAAUACCCAUUGAGCCAAGUUAUCAUAUCAAAUUAAACCUGCUGUAAACACAUAGAAGUUGUGAAACUGCUUCAAGUAAAUAGUGGUUUACAGAACACUAUAGUAGCAUUUGUCACUUUAAUCUGCAGAGCAUGAGUUUACCCCUAUCCUAAAAUUUGAUCCUGGACAUUUUCAUAUUUCACAGUAAGGAGGAAAUUGUACCAUAUAGGACUUAAUUAUUUAAAUAGUCAUUAGAUAUUUGGAUAUAUAUGUGUAUAUAUAUAUACGUGUAUAUAUGCUGCAUCUAUCCCCAUGUAAACCUAAGCACUUAUUCUGUAGUUCAGUAGUUCCUAAGCUGGGUCAUUGGUAGACUUUGGGAGGAGUUAGGGAAUACUCUGUUGCCUAAAAGCAUUUGUAUGUAUGUUGGGGUGUUUAGGUGCACACAUCCUUGUGUUUGUACGUGUGUGUGUGUGUAUGAGUGUAUGCAUUCAGUGCUCCUUUUGGGGGGAAAUAUUCAAGAGAUUCACUAAGAAUCUUACCAAAGAAAGGUAAGAACUGAUAGUUGUACAUUUUACGACUCUUUGUAUGUUUGCACUAAUCAAAACAAACUAGAAUAGCCAGGCAUGGAGGCACACACCUGUAAUCUUAGCUACUUGGGAGGCUAAGGCAGGAAAAUCACAAGUUCAAGACCAACCUGGGUAACUUAGUGAGACCCUGUCUCAAAAUAAAAGAAUAAAAUAAAAGGGUGGGGGAACUGGGGAUGUAGAGCACUUGCCCAGACAUGAACAAGGCCCUAAGCCUGAUCCCCAGUACCAGCAGUCGGGGGGAACCUAAGACAAGAUGAUUUGGAAAAGCACGCAUCUUUUUCACUUAUUCCAUUUUCACGUCCUCAGAUAUAAGCAUACAAAAUUGGUCUCCAUUGUUCAUCUAUGAAAAUACUCAGUUUGAGGCAAUACCACAUAAAUAGCAGCUUUCAGAUCACUUCCAAAAUAGAGUUCCAGAAGUUCUUUCAGGAACAGACAAGCACCUCUUGGAUAGUCUUAAGGCAAGAUGUCUUUUACAAAGUGGAGUCUCCUUUUGGCAUGAUAGGACUGUUUUUCACAAUCUCAUUUAAAAAUCAUUUUGCGUGGCCCCUAUAAGCUGACGAUAAUAACCACCCAAGAUUAGGGCUUUAUUAAAGGAAUACAUGUUCUUUUCAUCAUCCAGCAACCCCUUUGAAAUGUGUUAGGUAAUUGCUCCAAAAUCUCAUAGUUAGGAGAGAGCUGAACAAAGAUUUAAACCCAGGCUUUCACUAUCCGUUCAGUGUUCUAGAAUGAUUCUGGUGAGAUGGUAGUGAACAAAAUCCCCCUUCCCGCCAAGCUACGUUCUGUUUGCUGAUCCUUCCACCAUUCAUCUUUGAGACCUAAAACCUGAAGGACAAGCCCAUCCCCUCAGUUCUAUUUCUAUGAACUUUAGAAAAACUGUACCUCUUUUCUGUUUACAUGCCCUUUUAGGAUCUGGUAGGGUGACUGUGAUGUUGUGGUGCUGACUGUUCUGGAAAGGUAACCCUUUCUGUGUGCCAGGUCCAAACAAAGUCCAUGUUCGGGUAUUGUCUUUGAAAUGACACCUCAGUAAAUUAGAAACAAGGGUAAAGGUUGUUAGGACUUAAACGUAUUGUUGAAACUUUUCAUUUUCCUAAGGGAAUGAAUUGUAGAUUUGGGAAGGUAUUCAAUUUUGUUUUCCCAAGAAGGGGUAAGAAAGACCUUUAAGUCAUAGGAAAGUGAUAUGCCACUGUCUAUUUAAUUAUCCAACUUGUUCUCUUCUAGGUAGCAACAUUCUUGAUGUAGUAUGUUGCCUCUUGAAGGCCCUAAUCUAGCUUUAAUAUUAUUUACUAGAUAUGACCCAAACAAUUAUGAACCCUGAAGGUAAUUGUGGAAAUGUUGGAGGAUACAUUAAGUCAUUUGAUAAUGGAAAGACUGGAUUGUACUUUGAUGACAGGACAUUUUGUAAACCAUUACAGUUCUGUGUUUUGCUUCAUUAACACAAUUAUAUGUCUUCUCUUCCACACAGCCACCAAAUAAUAUCUACAUUUUACUCAAAUCUCAUUUCACUUCUCAGUUUUUUAC
Molecule: messenger RNA, 4804 nt
Organism: Sciurus carolinensis (gray squirrel)
Lineage: Eukaryota; Metazoa; Chordata; Mammalia; Rodentia; Sciuridae
Gene: Lancl3
Product: LanC like family member 3
Exons: 5
Coding region: 289-1551 (420 amino acids)
Biological process (GO): peptide modification; carbohydrate metabolic process
Cellular component (GO): plasma membrane
Source: RefSeq, a predicted model, not a curated record